GAAGGUUCAUAGCUGAAAUGUCCAGUGGGCAAGCAAAAGUAAAUCUUCAUGCUCAGUUCAAAGGACGACUGCAGCUGAGCCCUGACUUCUAUCUAACUGUGAGGGAGCUGAGACUGGAGGACAGUGGGGAGUAUCAGCGUGUAGGAAUGAAGGAAGAUGGUUCACAGAUUCCCGCAUAUAAAAUCCAGCUGCAGGUUAAUGAGCCCAUAACAUCAGUGUGGAUACAGCCAGAAUACACCUGGGAUCCAGAGAACCACACCUGCGCAGUGCGUUUGGUGUGCAACUCAUCAGGAGGCCUAAGACCCUCUUACACCUGGAGGAUGAGGGAUCAGACAGAGAGCAGCUCCAGGCUGCAUUUCUUUCUUUCACCAACAGAGGGCAAUGUCACCAUCACCUGCACUGCUGCUAAUGCUGCCAGUCAGAUGUCCCGCAAUCAUACAGUGAGGUGCAUCCCCACAGGUGAUCAAACCACAG
This is a messenger RNA of Paramormyrops kingsleyae, 474 nucleotides long. NCBI's taxonomy places the organism in Eukaryota, Metazoa, Chordata, Actinopteri, Osteoglossiformes, Mormyridae. The record is from RefSeq and is a predicted model, not a curated record.